CUGCUUAAAAGGUGUAUUCUGUGUAUGACAAUUUGUCCACAGUUUAUUUGGGACCCACGCUUGAAGAUGCAGAAAAAAAUAUAUGCAUAAUUAGCUAACCAUCAACAUGUCUGUGAAAGGAGGAACGAGAGGAUUUUAUUUUAACACUGUAUUGUCCUUGGCACGAUCGUUGGCUGCACACCGACCAGCUCCCGUAGAUAAAGUCCAGAAGCUUCAAUGCAUGUGCCCUGUGGACUUCAGGGGGGUGUUCCAGUUAGACGAGAGGAGGAGGGAUGCUGUCAUUGCCCUGGGCAUCUUCCUGGUGGAGUCUGACUUGCAGCACAAAGAUAUAAUUGUUCCGUACAUUAUUGGGCUGCUAAAGGGCCUUCCCAGGGUCCAGUGGAUUGAAGAAAACUCUGAACAGAAGGGAAGAGAGGCCCUUCCUGUGGCAGAGAACUUCUCCUUCUGCUUGGUGACACUGCUAUCAGAUGUGGCCCAGCGGGAUGAGAGCCUAAGAGGAAAGAUCCUGGGGGCUGUCUUGGAUAUCAUGCAGCUGCUGCUGGAUAUCUGCCAUAACCCAGAAGCCCAUGAUAAAGAAUACCUAUGCAGGUACACCGUUCCCAGCCUCUUGGGUGUUACCAGGGCAUUCGGUCGCUAUAGCAACACUGAAGAACCUCUACUGUCCAAGUUGUUCCCACGGCCGGUUGGCCCUCCUUUGUCCCGCAGUGAAGAGGUUGACUUGUUGCGCCGACGCUCCUUCAAUGACUUCCGCUCUAUCCUGCCAAGUUCCCUGCUCAGCGUGUGUCUGGCAGACACCCUCCAUCGCAAAGGCUCUUCAGUAUCCAGCAUGUCUCAACAGGCUAGUCCAGAGAGGGCAGGACUGGCUCCAAGCUCUCCAGCAGACUCAUCAGCACAGUACUUUGAAGGUUCCUAUCUCCCAGACGGUAGUGCGGUGGACCCAGACUACUACUUCUCCACUAUCAGCUCCAGUUUCUCCAUGUCUCCUCUCUUCACUGGAAGCAGCUGCAGAGAGUUUGAGGUUCCUUUGGAUAUGCUCAGGCAGCUCUUAAACAUGGUUGAACAGUUUGUCUCUGAAUCGUUUUUGAAACUCUUGGAUGACACCUUGAUGGAUCUGCUGGAGCUGAACCCUAGUAUCCACCUGGACUAUAAGACCUUCAGUGAUCCUCUGUACGUGGCCAUAUUCAAGAUGCUAAGAGACACCCUCUAUAAUCUGAAAGAACUCCAGACAGGAUACGUGAAGGAGGUGCAUGACUUUGUUUUGGAGCAGUUUAGCAGCAGUCAGUCGGAGUUGCAAAGGAUCCUCCAUGACGUUGAAUACCUCCACAGUGAACUGAGCCCGCUCAAACUGCGCUGCCAGGCAAAUGCUGCUUGUGUAGACCUGAUGGUGUGGGCCGUCACAGAGGAGCAGGGAGCUGAGAACCUGUGUACCAAACUGUCUGAGAAGCUGCAGUCCAAAACAUCCAGCAAAGUCAUCAUUGCACACAUGCCCCUUCUCAUCUGCUGUCUUCAGGGCCUAGGACGUCUGUGUGAACGCUUUCCUGUGGUUGCUCACUCUGUCACCAUGUCCUUGAGAGACUUCCUAGUGGUGCCCUCUCCUGUACUAGUCAAACUUUACAAGUACCACAGCCAGUACACUACUGGGGCAGGUGACAUAAAGAUCCAUGUGACCAAUGAACACUCCCAGUCUACCUUUAGCGCUCACUCCAGCAAGAGGAGCCAGCCCUCAAUGUACGAGCAGCUCCGAGAUAUCUCAAUAGACAACAUUUGCAGGUGUCUGAAAGCCGGGCUGACAAUGGACAGUGUAAUUGUAGAGGCUUUCCUCGCCAGUCUGUCAAACCGCCUCUACAUCUCACAGGAAAAUGAUAAGGAUGCUCACCUGAUCCCUGACCACACCAUCCGGGCGCUGGGGCACAUUGCGGUGGCUUUGAGGGACACCCCUAGGGUCAUGGAGCCCAUCCUCCAAAUCCUGCAGCAGAAGUUCUGCCAGCCCCCCUCCCAGCUGGAUGUCCUCAUCAUUGACCAGCUAGGCUGUAUGGUCAUCACCGGCAACCAAUACAUCUACCAAGAAGUAUGGAACCUGUUCCAGCAAAUCAGUGUCAAGGCCAGCUCCAUGGUCUACUCCACCAAGGAUUAUAAAGACCAUGGAUACAGACAUUGUUCUUUGGCUGUGAUCAACGCACUCGCUAACAUAGCAGCUAACCUUCAAGCAGAGCAUAUGGUGGAUGAGCUGCUGGUGAACCUGCUGGAACUGUUUGUGCAGCUGGGAUUGGAGGGUAAAAGGGCCAGUGAGAGGGCUUUGGAAAAAGGACCGGCACUGAAGGCAUCAAGUAGUGCUGGAAACCUUGGUGUGCUCAUACCUGUUAUUGCUGUGCUGACCAAGCGCUUGCCAGCCAUCAAGGAGGCCAAGCCUCGGCUGCAGAAACUGUUCAGAGACUUCUGGCUGUAUUCCGUGGUCAUGGGCUUUGCUGUGGAGGGCUCAGGUUUGUGGCCAGAGGAGUGGUACGAGGGAGUGUGUGAGAUUGCUACCAAGUCCCCCCUGCUUACUUUUCCGAGCGGAGAACCUCUACGCUCUGAGCUACAGUACAACUCUGCCCUAAAGAAUGACACUGUCACUCCGGCUGAGCUGAAUGACCUGAGGAGCACCAUCAUCAACCUUCUGGACCCCACCCCAGAUGUGUCCGCUCUUAUCAACAAGCUAGACUUUGCCAUGUCCACUUAUCUUUUGUCAGUCUACAGACUGGAGUACAUGAGGAUGCAGCGUUCCCUGGAUUCAGACCGGUUCCAGGUCAUGUUCCGCUACUUUGAGGACAGGGCCAUACAGAAAGACAAGUCUGGUAUGAUGCAGUGUGUGAUUGCAGUUGGCGACAAGGUCUUUGACGUCUUCCUGCAGAUGAUGGCUGAGAAGGCCAAGACCAAAGCCCACGAGGAGGAGUUGGAACGUCACGCUCAGUUCCUAUUGGUUAAUUUUAACCACAUCCACAAGAGGAUCCGCAGAGUUGCGGACAAAUACCUCUCCGGUCUGGCAGAAACUUUCCCUCACCUGCUGUGGAGCGGUCGUGUGCUGAAGACCAUGCUGGACAUCCUACAGACUCUCUCUCUCUCCCUUAGUGCAGACAUCCAUAAGGACCAACCCUUCUACGACAUCCCAGACACCCCUCACAGGAUCACGGUCCCUGACACCUAUGAGGCUAGAGAGAGUAUCGUGAAGGACUUUGCCGCUCGCUGUGGGGAGAUCCUGAAAGAGGCCAUGAAAUGGGCCCCGUCUGUCACCAAGUCCCACCUACAGGAGUACCUGAAUAAACAUCAAAACUGGGUGUCGGGUCUGUCCCAGCACACUGGCCUGGCCAUGGCUACUGAGAGCAUUCUACACUUCGCUGGCUACAACAGGCAGAGCACUACUCUGGGGACCACCCAGCUGACAGAAAGGCCUUCAUGUGUAAAGAAAGACUAUUCCAACUUCAUGGCCUCCCUCAACCUCAGGAACCGCUAUGCCGGAGAGGUUGCAGGUAUGAUCCACUUUGCGGAGGGGAUGUGUAGUGAGUCGGACUUGUGCAGACUGAUGAUCAAACAGAUGGCAGAGGCCCUGGACUGCCGACAGCCUGAGGGCUUUACCGAAGCCAUGUUCAAACUGGCCGCUCUACUUAUUAGCACCAAAGAAUGUGACCCUCAGCUGCUGCACCAUCUGUGCUGGUCCCCUCUCAAGAUGUUCACAGAGCACGGCAUGGAGACGGCCAUUGCCUGCUGGGAGUGGCUGCUGGCGGCUCGAACCGGUGUGGAAGUACCAUUUAUGCGUGAGAUGGCAGGUGCGUGGCAGAUGACGGUGGAGCUGAAGAUGGGUCUGUUCUCGAAUGCCCAGGUGGAGGCUGACCCUCUGGCAGCGUCCGAGGAAAGUCAGCCCGUGCCCUGCCCCCCGGACGUCACCCCCCACUUCAUCUGGAUCGAGUUUUUGGUCCAGAGGUUUGAAAUUGCCAAGUACUCCAGUGCCGAUCAGGUGGAGAUAUUUUGCAGCCUGUUGCAGCGCUCUCUCUCUCUCAAUGUGGGCGCAAACAAGAGCAGCCUUAACCGCCAUGUGGCGGCCAUUGGACCCCGCUUCAGGCUGCUGACUCUGGGUCUGGCUCUCCUCCACUCCGACGUGGUCUCCAAUGCUACCAUCAGGAACGUGCUCCGGGAGAAAAUCUACUCCACUGCUUUUGACUACUUCAGUGUAACCCCCAAGUUCCCCACCCAGGGGGACAAGCAUCUCCGUGAGGACAUCAGCAUCAUGACCCGCUUCUACGCCAGCAUCCUGUCAGACAAGAAGUACCUGGCCGCAUGCCAAUUGGUCCCACCUGGUGAGCUUGGCGCCAACCCCGCCCCCAGCACCCUCUCUGCCGGGAUAUUCGGAUCGCUUAUUGUGUCCAGCACUUCUCCAAUAUCGAUCUUAAACAACCAGGAUCCCUCGUUGAACAGCCUGUCUGUAAUGACUGCUGCUGACCCCAGAAACAACAUGGACUCCAGUUCUCGCUCCCAACAAAGUGGACAGGGAUGGAUCAACACAUACCCGCUCUCCAGUGGCAUGUCUACAACAUCUAAGAAAUCUGGAAUUUCUAAGAAAAGCAACAAAGGGACUCAGCUGCAUAAGUAUUACAUGAAGCGUAGGACCUUGCUGCUGGCUCUACUGGCCAGUGAGAUUGAGCGCUUGACGACGUGGUAUAAUGCACUAUCCACCCAUGAGCUGGCCAUUUCUACAGAGCAGUCCGUGGAGACCAGCAUUGCCAACUGGAGGUCCAAGUACAUCAGUCUGACAGAGAAGCAGUGGAAGGACAAUGUCAACCUGGCCUGGAGCAUCGCUCCUUAUCUGGCUAUGCAACUGCCCUCGAGAUUUAAGAAUGACGCCAUUGUGGCCGAGGUGACAAGACUGGUGAGACUUAACCCCGGGGCGGUCAGUGAUGUGCCUGAGGCGGUCAAGUUUCUGGUGACAUGGCACACCAUUGAUGCUGACUCUCCAGAGCUGAGCCACAUCCUGUGUUGGGCCCCUACAGACCCCCCCACUGGACUGUCCUACUUCAGCAGCAUGUACCCCCCACACCCCCUCACAGCUCAGUAUGGGGUCAAAGUGCUGCGCUCCUUCCCACCGGACGCUAUACUAUUCUACAUCCCUCAGAUUGUCCAGGCUCUCCGCUAUGACAAGAUGGGUUACGUCAGAGAGUACAUCCUGUGGGCGGCCCAGAAGUCUCAGCUUCUGGCCCAUCAAUUCAUCUGGAACAUGAAGACCAACAUCUACCUGGACGAGGAGGGCCACCACAAAGACCCUGAUAUAGGGGAGCUGCUGGAGCAGAUGGUAGAGGAGAUAACCAGAUCCCUGUCUGGUCCAGCCAAGGACUUCUAUGGGAGAGAGUUUGACUUUUUUGGCAAGAUCACCAAUGUGUCUGCCAUCAUCAAGCCCGUUCCAAAGGGAGAGGAAAGGAAGAGGGCAUGUCUCAAAGCCCUGUCUGAUAUCAAGGUCCAGCCAGGAUGCUACCUCCCCAGUAACCCUGAAGCCAUUGUUUUGGAUAUAGACUACAAGUCAGGAACACCUAUGCAGAGUGCUGCCAAGGCUCCCUACUUGGCCAAGUUUAAGGUAAAACGCUGCGGUGUGAGUGAGCUGGAGAAGGAGGGGCUCCGCUGCCCCUCUGAUUCUGUAGAAGAGGGGGAGGAGAGCUCAGACGAAGCACAAAGGAUCUGCUGGCAGGCAGCCAUCUUCAAAGUGGGAGAUGACUGUAGACAGGACAUGCUUGCCCUGCAGAUCAUUGGCCUGUUUAAGAACAUUUUCCAGCUAGGAGGACUGGACUUGUUUGUAUUCCCCUACAGAGUGGUGGCCACCGCUCCUGGGUGCGGCGUGAUUGAAUGCAUCCCGGACUGCAAGUCUCGUGACCAGCUGGGCAGGCAGACGGACUUUGGGAUGUACGACUACUUUCGUAAUCAGUACGGUGAUGAGUCCACCCUGGCCUUCCAGAAGGCUCGGUAUAACUUUAUCCGCAGCAUGGCAGCCUACAGCCUGCUUCUCUUCUUACUGCAGAUCAAGGACAGGCACAACGGCAACAUUAUGCUGGACAGCAAGGGACACCUUAUCCACAUAGACUUUGGUUUCAUGUUUGAGAGUUCCCCGGGUGGGAAUCUUGGAUGGGAGCCAGACAUUAAGCUGACGGAUGAAAUGGUGAUGAUCAUGGGGGGCAAGAUGGAGGCUACGCCCUUCAAAUGGUUCAUGGAGAUGUGUGUGAGGGGAUAUCUGGCAGUUAGGCCCUACAUGGAUGCAGUGGUUUCUUUGGUAACUCUGAUGCUGGACACUGGACUACCAUGCUUCAGAGGACAGACCAUUAAACUUCUGAAGCAACGCUUCAACCCUAGUAUGAGUGAGAAGGAGGCUGCUGCAUUCAUCAUUAAAAUCAUCCAGAGUUGUUUUCUUAGCAGCAGAAGCAAAACCUACGACAUGCUCCAGUACUACCAGAACCAGAUUCCAUACUGAAAGCCCAUGUUGUCCCUGCUGCUUAUCAACCCCCCCCCCCCCUUUAAUGUAGUGCUAACCACCUGGCUUGAAUUCAGCUUAAUGGUAAAGCUCAGGAAAAAAAAGCCAAUGCUCAAUGUAGCAGUCUAGAAAACGAUCCCCACAUUAUUGUUUGUUAAAGUAGGGAGCUUUAGAACAUUAACAUUUUAGAUAAUUGUCACUUUAUGAGGAGAAUGUCAUGUCAUUUGUGAUGAGUGUAGCUACCAAUGUUAGCCUAGGUAGGUAGAAUGCUUAAAAUGUGAACGUGAAUGUGAAACUCAACCCUUUGACAUAUAGAAGAUAACACCAAUGUAAUCAUUCCCAUGUUGUCCGUCAGGCUGUGAACUGGCCAGGAAAUAAUAAUGACUUUGCUUACAUUACUGCUACUUCGGUCCAUAGUUUGGUCAGCACUCCAAUCAAAGUACCAAUAAAACGUUUUCUAGUAUUUCCACCAUAUCACAUUGGCACAUCAACUCACAUUGUAAAUACCCCACCAAUGGCAAAAUAUGUACACAAAUACACAUUUAUUUGGUAGUGUUUAAGAUCAUUUACACAUUCUUUAAAAUAUUUUGCUGUCAGAUUGACUUUUUUAUUGUGCAUGAAUACAGCUAAUUCAGUAACUGGGAAUGCCAUUUCAUCAAAUGAUUACACUUGAGUAAAUAGAACCGGCGAGAAACCAGUGCAGCAGCUUAUUUGGAAGUUACUUAAUGUUUUACGUACAUUUAAUUUUAAAUCUAAACGAUCCUCCAUAGACUUUAAGUGAUUAAGUAAUUUGUUGCAUAUCCGCUUUGGCUUCCAGCUCGUUUCAGUCAUUUUAUUCUAUGAACUCCAGUCUAAAUAUCCAAAACUGUCAUCUUCUACUUUUCUUUCUGUUCACAAACCUGGCUCAAAAAAAAUUCUUCAUUUAUUUAUUUUUUGCUGUCAAUUGAUUCGUUUUUAAAGAAAUCCGAAAUGGAGAAACUAGCACCCCAUUUUUUUGUCUUUGUUUUUUUUUUAUUUAUGUCAAUGCUAUCAGCAUCACUUUGCUUACAUUAACAAUCAUUAUCUUUGAUUCUGACAAACUUUACACCGCAGAGAUGAACAUAUUUUCUCAAAUAACAUUAGAGUUUAAAUGUUAUUUUGUCAGCAGUGCAUGUAUACCUACACAAAGUCGAAGGCCAGUGUGCAAGAAAAUGUUUGUGUUACUUGGUACCAUUCCAGUCCCAGUCCAUUUGUAGAACUAUUUGUGUUGACGGAGCCAAAUAAAUGAUUAAAUAAAUAAACAAAUCAUAA
Osmerus eperlanus (European smelt) is the source of this 7774-nucleotide messenger RNA. It is a transcript of the gene pi4kaa, whose product is annotated as phosphatidylinositol 4-kinase, catalytic, alpha a. The record is from RefSeq and is a predicted model, not a curated record. Gene Ontology annotation, biological process: phosphatidylinositol-mediated signaling; phosphatidylinositol phosphate biosynthetic process. NCBI's taxonomy places the organism in Eukaryota, Metazoa, Chordata, Actinopteri, Osmeriformes, Osmeridae. Bases 107 to 6484 code for a protein of 2125 amino acids. Gene Ontology annotation, molecular function: 1-phosphatidylinositol 4-kinase activity. The transcript has 54 exons. Gene Ontology annotation, cellular component: plasma membrane; cytoplasm.